CUAUCCUGUACUAUACAUGUUCGAUCUCGUUUCGAUUUCAGUGGACAUCGAGGCGGUUAGAAAUGGGAAAUGGCCUGAAUCGAGGCAGCUCAAGUGCUACAUGUACUGUCUUUGGGAGCAAUUCGGUCUGGUCGACGAUAAGAGGGACCUCAGUUUAAACGGGAUGCUCACAUUUUUCCACAGGAUGCCAGCCUACAGGAAGGAAGUACAAGAAGCGAUCAGCGCGUGCAAGAGGAUUGUGAAAGGAGACAACAACAAUUGCGAGUACGCGUUCGCAUUCAACAAAUGUUACGCUUCAUUAUCACCACGAACCUAUUAUCUGUUUUAACGAAUUCUGCGCGAAAUAAGAGGAGUAAUGGAGGAGCAACAAAUUCGUUUUAUCGUCCGUCGAGACAACAAUCGUUUCCAUGUAAUCCCGUAACCGUUUCGUACAACAUCAUAAUAAACGAUAAGUCUGAUUUC
This is a messenger RNA of Megalopta genalis, 462 nucleotides long. NCBI's taxonomy places the organism in Eukaryota, Metazoa, Arthropoda, Insecta, Hymenoptera, Halictidae. The record is from RefSeq and is a predicted model, not a curated record.